AUGGGUUCGAUUAUUGCCAAAAUUCGAGCACUAUUUUCAAGACACAUGGAAUUAGUAAUUGUAGGUCUGGAAAAUUCAGGCAAAACUACUUUUGUAAAUUAUCUUUCUGGAGGAAGUCCAGGUAAAACUGCUCCAACUAUUGGAAUUAAUGUAAAAACACUGAGAAAAGGAAAUUUAAUCAUGAAAGUCUGGGAUUUAGGCGGACAAAUCCAAUAUAGAAGGGAAUGGAUUCGCUACGCUAAAGGGACCAAUGUAAUUAUCUUUGUUGUUGAUUCUUCAGAGCGAGAGCUAAUUUUUUCAGCUAGGAAAGAAUUGCAUAUGAUGCUUGAGGAUCAAGAUCUUGGAGGUAUCCCACUUCUUGUACUUGCAAACAAAAUAGAUAUUUCCCAACAUCUUUCUGAACCGGAAAUUAUCAAAGGAUUGAACUUAGAUUACAUAAGCGAUAAUCCUUGGCUGGUAAUAUCAGCGAGUGCUAUGAAAGGCACGAACAUCGAAAGAGUUGUAGAUUGGCUUAUCAAAAAAAGCAAGAAAUAA
Messenger RNA from Blepharisma stoltei, 534 nucleotides. Lineage: Eukaryota; Ciliophora; Heterotrichea; Heterotrichida; Blepharismidae. The record is from the annotation of a GenBank genome assembly.